CAGUCGACCUACAGACAACGCGAUGAGCAGAUCCCUGUUUCUAAUUCUUUUAUUGGGAAUCUCCUGCCUGGAGAUUUUCCAGGCUCGCUCUCUUCUGGAGGGGAGAAAACAAAGAUUUGUGCGCAGACGCAUAUCACCCGACGAUCCUGAUCUCGAGAUCAUCGAGGUCAAGGACGUCUACUACCGAAAGCGGCCCAAGAAGUUGGUUGUCCAGCUCGAUGAUGACGAAUUAAACUGGAAAAUUCGCUGUGACUUCGAUCCAAGCAAUCCGGAGUGUGGAGAUGUAGUGAAGAAACCCGUGGCUCCUAUCAGGCCAACCACAACCACCAACCCCACCACAACCACUAGCAGAACCACCACCACCACCACAACUGAACCCACAACAGAACCCACAACUGAACCCACAACUGAACCCACAACUGAACCCACAACUGAACCCACAACUGAACCUACAACUGAACCGACAGAAGCACCAGAUACAGAUGAUAAUAUCGAAUUGUUCGGCGACAAUGAAGAGGACUCUGAGGAUCAGGAGGAUCUAGAUGAUCAAGGAGAUCAGGAGUAUCAGGAGGUUGACCCCUAUGGCACUUACGAUAGCCAAAUCCACUCAAUUGGGGCUAAUGAUGACGGCAACUGGAAUUAGACCCAAAUGAAAAGCAGCAAAUGAUCGAUUCGAUCUGUUGACUCAAUUGAACAUCAAUAAAAUGGCAAUAGCGGAACUGCGCUACAUAAUGU
Molecule: messenger RNA, 735 nt
Organism: Drosophila melanogaster (fruit fly)
Lineage: Eukaryota; Metazoa; Arthropoda; Insecta; Diptera; Drosophilidae
Exons: 2
Coding region: 23-643 (206 amino acids)
Source: RefSeq, marked reviewed